This is a messenger RNA of Etheostoma spectabile (orangethroat darter), 624 nucleotides long. RefSeq names its product interleukin-17C. Gene Ontology annotation, molecular function: cytokine activity. The coding region runs from base 1 to 501 and encodes 166 amino acids. The record is from RefSeq and is a predicted model, not a curated record. The transcript has 3 exons. Gene Ontology annotation, biological process: inflammatory response. Lineage: Eukaryota; Metazoa; Chordata; Actinopteri; Perciformes; Percidae. Gene Ontology annotation, cellular component: extracellular region.
AUGACCGGAUGGGUCAGCCUGCGCAUGAUCUCUCUCGGCUUGCUGCUGUUCCUAAGCGGACCCUCUUCCUCUGCUGCUGCCCAGGGGAGGUCCAGGUGCACGAGCGCGGACCAGCUGGAUAAAAGAGCCAACAAGUUUCUGGAGAGACACAGGAGCGCGCUCAGCUCCACUCCGGAGCCGCAGGGCGCGAGUACGUGCGCGGAGGCGGCCGAGGUAAUGCGCGGGGACGUGAACCGGCGCUCCCUGUCACCGUGGACGUACAAUAUCACCCGGGACGACAGCAGGUUUCCUCACGAGAUCCCCGUCGCCGUGUGUCUUUGCAACGGCUGCAUCAUCAACCAGCGCGAAGACACGAGCUACAACUCCGUCCCGGUGAUGGCUCGGAUGAUGGUUCUGAGGAAGACCGCGUGCCCACAGGACACGACCAAAUACGCGGUGAAAAAGGUUUUCGAGAACAUCGCUGUGGGCUGCACUUGUGUUGUUCCCAAGUCCUCGAUCUAACCAUCGUAAUCACAUCGGGGCUGAGUCUUUAUCAAACCAAGUUAACCCAAAAAACAAGAUCUUCCGUCCUGUAGCUUGGGGUUACAUUCAACUGCUUCUGUGUUUUCUAUGAAUGCGUCACUA